AUGUAUUUCUCAGGUGGCACGGGCUUUAUUGCCUCUCAUGUCUUGGACUGUCUGCUUGACUUUGACUUCGACGUCGUCGUGACGGUGCGGUCCCAGGAAAAGGGGCAGCGAAUUCUCGAGUCGAUCGACGAGACGCUGCGAAAGCGAACCACGUUUGUGGUGGUCGAUGAUGUCGCCAAAGAAGGGGCAUUUGACGAGGCGGUGCAGUCAAACCCUCCCUUUGACUUUGUCAUCCACACGGCCUCUCCCUACAGGUUCACCUUUGACGACCCGGUCAGAGACUGCCUCGACCCAGCCAUUAAGGGCACCACGGGCAUCCUUCACUCCAUCCACGCCCACGCGCUCACCGUCAAGCGUGUCGUCAUCACCUCGUCCUCGGCUGCCAUGCUCAGCCCGGCGAACCACCCCAAGGUCUACGAUGAGUCGUGCUGGGCCGACAUAACCUGGGAGCAGGCCAUGAACCCGCACGAGACCUACCGCGCAAGCAAGGUAAGAGUCGCUUCUCUUACACGGCAUCAUACUCUGAUUGAAAUCCCUCAGAAAUUCGCCGAACAAGCCGCCUGGUCCUUCAUCACCACUUACAAGCCCUCCUUCUCCCUCGCCACAAUCAACAACACCUACACAUUCGGCCCAAUCCAGCGUACCCUGACAAGCCUCGACAACCUAAACACGUCCAACCAGCGGAUCUGCGACCUCGUGCAGGGCCGCAUGCGCGCCGGCAUCCAGCCGACCGCGCCCGUCUUCACGUUCGUCGACGUGCGCGACGUGGCGCUGGCGCACGUCCUCGCCCUGACGAAGCAGGACGCCGGCGGGAUGCGAUUCUACGUUGUGAGCGGCUUCUUCUCGAAUCCCAGGCUGGCCGAAAUCAUUCGGAGGCGAUUUCCUGAGCUGGCGGGGCGGUUACCACCUGAGGAGGAGGUGGAGGAUGAUUUUCCAAAAGAUCACUGGUGGUUUGAUAACGCGAGGUCCAGGAAUGUGCUGGGGCUGGAGUAUAGACGACUGGAGCACAGUGUUGUGGAUACGGUUGAGUCGAUUCUGAGGUUUGAGUCUGAGGACAGAGGGGAUCGGGACUGGCGGAAGUGGCGAUGGUCACGGCUUGGUAAGUGA
Parathielavia appendiculata is the source of this 1107-nucleotide messenger RNA. Its product is annotated as NAD(P)-binding protein. Gene Ontology annotation, molecular function: oxidoreductase activity, acting on the CH-OH group of donors, NAD or NADP as acceptor. The record is from RefSeq and is a predicted model, not a curated record. NCBI's taxonomy places the organism in Eukaryota, Fungi, Ascomycota, Sordariomycetes, Sordariales, Chaetomiaceae. The transcript has 3 exons. Bases 1 to 1107 code for a protein of 368 amino acids.